AUGUUGACCGGUUUCGUCAUGUCGGCUUUCGCCGAUGACCCCCCGUUCUUAUCGGCAAUCGUUGACGACGUUCUUGUGAUUUUCAGGCUGUUCUGCACGGGAACCAUGACUACCUAUGGCCAUUUUGCGACUAACGCCAUCCACGCCGGCCAGGAACCCGAACAGUGGGCUAACCACGAAGUCAUCCCACCAAUCUGUCUCUCGACCACCUUCAAGCAGUCUGCCCCGGCGAAGUUUAAAGUAAAUGAUUCAUUACACCAGUAA
Messenger RNA from Soboliphyme baturini, 264 nucleotides. The record is from the annotation of a GenBank genome assembly. NCBI's taxonomy places the organism in Eukaryota, Metazoa, Nematoda, Enoplea, Dioctophymatida, Soboliphymatidae.